This is a messenger RNA of Dictyostelium discoideum AX4, 2097 nucleotides long. RefSeq names its product type A von Willebrand factor domain-containing protein. The record is from RefSeq and is a predicted model, not a curated record. The coding region runs from base 1 to 2097 and encodes 698 amino acids. The transcript has 2 exons. NCBI's taxonomy places the organism in Eukaryota, Evosea, Eumycetozoa, Dictyosteliales, Dictyosteliaceae.
AUGAAUUGUGGUUCAAAAUAUACUUUUGUUCAAGAUGAUGAAGAGGAAGAAUUUGUUGUUGAUAGCAAUAUUUUCUUUCAAGGUGCUCAACCUCAACAACCUCAACAACCUCAACAACCUCAACAACCUCAACAACAACAACAACAACAACAACAACAACAACAACAACAACAACAACAACAACAACAACAACAAUCAAGAGGAUUCUUUAGUAUUUUUGGUAGAUCAGCAGCACCACAAGCACCACCACCAGCACCAAUGAAUAAUCGUGCACCAAAUCAACUUAAAGCUAAAAUAAAGAAAGCAACAACCAAUGUAUUAGUAGUCAAUUUAGGUACAGUUGCAAAGGAAUCAUCUAUUCAAACUGGUGAUGGUUACUUUUGUAAAAAAUGUAAUUGUGGUUUCAGCAAUAUCAAUGCAUUAAAAGAGAUAACAUUAAAUGAUGGUAAAAAGCAUCCAAAUAUUCCAACUGAUGGUGGUUUCGAUGGAAAUAAAACUUGGAAAUGUGAAUUUUGUUAUGAAGAGAAUGAAAUUGUCAUUGAUAAAGAAGAAAUACCACAAACAAAUAUAAUUGAUUAUAUUUUAGAAUCUGAACCAGUUGGUGAUAACAACAAUAACAACAACAACAAUAAAACUAAAGAAGAAAAAGAAAAAGAUGAAAAAGAAAAGAAUGAAAAAGAUGAUUCAUUUGUAAUCUUUUGUAUUGAUAUUAGUGGUAGUAUGGAAGUUACACAAUCUGUAAAUGGUUUAUCAAUUCCAAGUUCAUUAGUAUCAAAUUCAGGUAUUUACGAUAAUGAAAUUCCUGAAAAACUAGCUGCUCUUACAAAGGUUAGUUAUGUUUCACGUUUACAAUGUGUUCAAAUUGGUUUAUUACAUCAAAUUGAAAGUAUCGCUGAAAAGUAUCCAAAUAAACGUGUUGGUAUCGUAACAUUUAGUGAUAAGGUUACAAUGUUUGGUGAUGGCUCAACUGAACCAGUUACAAUCAGUGAUAAAGCUAAAUUAUUAGACCUCUCUCAAUUGGUUGAAGAAGGUGGUUUAUUACAAAUGAAUAAUCCAGUUUCAAAAACAAAGAAUUCAUUAUUGGAAAAGGUUAAAACAUUAAGAGGUAGUGGUAGCACUGCCUUAGGUUCUGCAGUUGCAGCUUGUGUUGGUAUUACCGGUGGUUCAAGAGGUUCACAAAUUAUCAUUUGUACCGAUGGUCAAUCAAAUAUGGGUUUAGGUGCAACUGAAGCACCAGAAAAACAACAAAUGGUAUUUGAACAAAUUGCAAAUAUGGCUCAAAGAAGUGGUACUUCCAUUAGUGUACUCACCAUUAAAGGUACCGAUACUAAACUUGAAGUGAUUGGUAAAUUGGCAAAUAAUACCGGUGGUGAAGUUAACAUUAUGGAUCCAAUCAAUUUAAAUGAUGGUUUCAAAGAAAUUCUUAGUUUACCUACUUUAGCAACAAAUGUAUCCGUUAAGAUAUUCCUCCAUAAAGGUCUUUACGUUAGUGACUUUGAUAAUAAUAAUAAUACUGAAAAGAGUUUUGUUGAAAGAGUGAUUGGUAAUGUAAAUCAAGACACAACAAUUUCAUUUGAAUAUGGUGUUAGAUCCUCUAAAUUAAUUGAUAAAUCUUUGAAAUCAAUACCAUUCCAAUUACAAAUCUUUUAUACAACACUCACUGGUAAGAAAUGUGUAAGAAUGAUCACUCAAACUCAAGAGAUUACAACAAGCUCUGAUUUGGCUGAAGAACAUGCAAACAUCGAGGCAUUGGGUAUUAAUAUGGUUCAAACCUCUACAAAGAUUGCUUCAUCAGGUGAUUAUGAAAAAUCUCGUGCUAAAAAUUAUUCACAUGCUGGACUUAUGCAAAAGGUAAUGAUGAAGAAACAAAAGGCUACUAAAGUCGAUUCAGAUGAAAUCGAUUCAAUGUCAAAUUAUAUGCAACAAGCUCAAGAUAUUGAAACUCAACUAUCAAAUACUGUUUCAAAUGAAAAGAGUUAUAAUUCAAGUGGUGAUAGAUUAAAAUCACGUCAACAAAAUCGUGAUGAUGCAACUGCUAAUAUGCUUUAUAAUAUGUCAAAUAUGAAUAGUACAAAAUCAAAGAAAAAAUUCAUUUAA